Messenger RNA from Drosophila novamexicana, 600 nucleotides. Its product is annotated as protein nemuri. The transcript has a single exon. NCBI's taxonomy places the organism in Eukaryota, Metazoa, Arthropoda, Insecta, Diptera, Drosophilidae. The record is from RefSeq and is a predicted model, not a curated record. The coding region runs from base 3 to 479 and encodes 158 amino acids.
GCAUGUCAAUCAAGUACGCACUGAUCUUUGCCCUGGCGGCGCUCUGCUGCCUGGUGGCCACCGAAGCAGCAGCUCAGCGUCGCAACGGUCUGGCACGCGCUGCGGUCGUGCAGGCGGACGAAAACAAGACGGCUGAGAUUGAAGGACGCCAGGCAGAGGACCAGGAGCUGGACGAGGAGGUGGAGCAGGAGGAAGAGGGCGAUCAGGACCAAGCUGCUCCAGUCCAGGCGCAGGAAAACGAGCAACGCACCGUGCCCGACAACAGGCAGAAUGCGCUCAGAGAGACCGUGGUCCGGCCCAGCAAUGAUGAUGCUCGCGCCAGACGUGUGGUGCGCCGUGGCACUCGCCGUGGUCCUCGCCGCAACAGGAGCAGCCGUCGUCGUCGUGGCGGACGUCGUCGUGGCGGUCGCAGGAAUCGCGCUGGCAACCGUCGUCGUAAUAACAUCAGAAGGCGCAACGGCAGACCUCUCCGGGGUUAAGCAUUUGACCACAAACGAACUCAUUGAUGCACACACUCACCGAUUAACUUAGGCACACACACACAGAGAGGCACGCAGAGGCACACACACAUACACACAAAAUUUAGAAGAACGAACUGAU